Messenger RNA from Guillardia theta CCMP2712, 426 nucleotides. RefSeq lists its product as hypothetical. Gene Ontology annotation, molecular function: ATP binding; protein kinase activity. The annotation marks the transcript as partial. Gene Ontology annotation, biological process: protein phosphorylation. The record is from RefSeq and is a predicted model, not a curated record. The transcript is spliced from 2 exons. Lineage: Eukaryota; Cryptophyceae; Pyrenomonadales; Geminigeraceae.
GACAUCCUGAGCGCGCUGGCGUACCUGCACUCGCAGAAGCCGCCGGUGAUACACCGAGACAUCAAGCCGGCGAACAUGCUGCUGACGGGGGACGGGAGGACGGUGAAGAUCGGAGACUUCGGGCUCAGCCGCAUGUGUCCCAGCGUGAACCUGACUGGAGCGACGGGGACGUACCGGUACAUGGCGCCGGAGAUCUUCCGCGGAGAGCCUCGGUACACGGCUGCGGUUGACGUGUACUCGUUCUCGCUGGUGAUGUGGUAUAUGUUCGCCGGCGAGCAUCCCUUCUGUAACAUCGACGGGUGGUCGGUUGCUUUCAUGGCAGCCCAGUACGACUUUCGACCAGCAGUGCUUGGGGAGCGUAUGAUGCCGAGGGAGUUACAGAAGAUGAUGAGGCAGUCAUGGGCAGGGAGGGCAGCAGAGAGACCC